Microtus oregoni (creeping vole) is the source of this 1998-nucleotide messenger RNA. RefSeq names its product ZFP3 zinc finger protein (gene Zfp3). The record is from RefSeq and is a predicted model, not a curated record. Lineage: Eukaryota; Metazoa; Chordata; Mammalia; Rodentia; Cricetidae. Gene Ontology annotation, biological process: negative regulation of transcription by RNA polymerase II; regulation of cytokine production; regulation of immune system process. The transcript has 2 exons. Bases 229 to 1758 code for a protein of 509 amino acids.
CGUUCCCACGGGAAGAGAACCGGAGUUGCAAGUUUUCCAGCCCACGGAAACGGCAGGGGCGCGCAGAGCGGCUUCUGUGGAGCGGAAGUGCAUCCCGGGAGCCGUUCUAGGAAACCCGGAGGACCCCGCGUGUCAGUGGUCGAGGGCACAGUGGGUUUCGCGAGGUGCCCUGGGACGUUGCAGGGAGCCGACCGGCCCUCGCCAGCCGGGUGGCGAUGGGGCUCUGAUAUGGGGACUGAGAAAAAGAAGGAGCUUCCCAAGGAAGAAAUUUCUGAAGAAUCCAAGCCACAUGGGCCAGUGUUGGAAAAGCUUUCACAUGAGGUUUACCAAAGUCAUGGGUUUGGAGCAGCAAGUGAAAAAGACGUAUUAAAGGGACAUCUGAGAAAGUCUCCUCAGGGGAGAGACUUUGCAUCAGGGUUAGUUAUCUUCAAGAUGUCAUCCUUAGGUGAGAAAGAGCAGGGUAGUAGUGGGAGUGACAGCGGCCACAGUCCUGACCCAAGUGUGGUGCUCUGCCAUGGGGAUCCUCCAGUAGAGAGGGACCCAAGUGUGGUGCUCUGCCAUGGGGAUCCUCCAGCAGAGAGGGUUAGCGUGUUUGCUACUUCUGCCCAGAGCUUCAUGGAGAAGGUACAGCUUCAUCAAGCACAGAGGACUUCUGGGGGAGAAAAGCCUCAUACGUGUAAAGAAUGUGGAAAAGCUUUUAAUCAGAACUCGCAUCUCAUCCAGCAUAUGCGAGUUCACAGUGGAGAGAAACCCUUUGAGUGCAAAGAGUGUGGAAAGACAUUUGGAACCAACUCCAGCCUUCGAAGGCACCUGAGAAUUCAUGCUGGAGAGAAGCCCUUUGCUUGUAACGAGUGUGGGAAAGCCUUCAUUCAGAGCUCACAUCUUAUCCACCAUCAUCGAAUCCACACAGGAGAAAGGCCUUAUAAGUGCGAAGAAUGUGGGAAAGCCUUCAGCCAGAAUUCAGCCCUUAUCCUGCACCAGAGAAUCCACACUGGAGAGAAACCGUACGAAUGCAAUGAGUGUGGGAAGACCUUCAGGGUCAGCUCCCAGCUUAUCCAGCACCAGAGGAUUCACACCGAAGAGAGGUACCAUGAGUGCAACGAGUGUGGCAAAGCCUUCAAGCACAGCUCGGGCCUCAUCCGACACCAGAAAAUCCAUACUGGAGAAAAGCCCUAUCUGUGUAACGAAUGUGGGAAAGGCUUUGGUCAGAGUUCUGAGCUUAUCCGUCAUCAGAGAAUUCAUACAGGGGACAAACCCUACGAGUGCAACGAAUGUGGGAAGACUUUCGGGCAGAACUCAGAGAUCAUCCGACAUAUUAGAAUUCAUACUGGGGAGAAGCCCUAUGUAUGCAAGGAGUGUGGGAAGGCCUUCAGGGGUAACUCAGAACUUCUCAGACAUGAGAGGAUUCACACUGGAGAGAAACCCUUUGAAUGCUUUGAGUGUGGCAGGGCUUUCAGGAGGACCUCACACCUAGUCGUCCACCAGAGAAUACACACUGGGGAGAAACCCCACCAGUGUCACGAGUGUGCAAGGACCUUUUGGGAUAACUCGGAGUUGCUGCUCCACCAGAAGAUUCACGGUGGCGAGAAGCCUUAUGAGUGCCGGGAGUGUGCGAAGACCUUCAGCCAGCACUCGCAGUUCACCAGCCACCAGAGAAUCCACACCGGAGAGAAGCCGUACGAGUGUCAGGAGUGCCAGAAGACCUUCAGUCGGAGCUCCCACCUCCUCCGACACCGGAGCAUCCACUGCGUCGAGUGACCUGCGGGCCAGGACUGUGUGGAAAGGCCGAAGCAGGCUCUUCGUUUCUUCACACUCUGUCCCCCAGUCCUUGGGUCACAUGCAAGGACAGGCCCUCCCCUGCCCAUGCCCUGAGCCUUGUGGUAGCUGGCGGAAGUGAUAGAGCAGUUUCAUGAACUAUUUAUUAAGAAGUUUGUGUUCUGAAUUAAAUCAUAAAAGUUGUUUCAGGCCUUAAUUCUCCUCUGUCCUUCUUUCCUUCCU